Molecule: messenger RNA, 1515 nt
Organism: Octopus sinensis (East Asian common octopus)
Lineage: Eukaryota; Metazoa; Mollusca; Cephalopoda; Octopoda; Octopodidae
Product: TATA box-binding protein-associated factor RNA polymerase I subunit A
Exons: 2
Coding region: 65-1510 (481 amino acids)
Biological process (GO): transcription by RNA polymerase I
Cellular component (GO): RNA polymerase I transcription regulator complex
Source: RefSeq, a predicted model, not a curated record
UACACCGGAAUUGUUUACAAAUUUGUUACUUCCUAUCUAAGCACAUGGUCCUUUGUUAGAAAUUAUGGACGAAAGGCUACAAUCCGACGAUGAUUCAGAAAAUAAUUUAAAUUACAGCAGUGAUGAUAGUUUAUACGGUAAUACAGAUGUUGCGAUCAAAGUUCAAUUGAGGCGGAUGAAGAAGAUAUUAUCAAUUAUUUUACAUGACACGGAAUGUUAUAAUGAGUUCCUUUCAACUAUAGAUGAGGAUGUAUCAACCGACGAGGAAUUUCAAUGGCUGGAAGACAUUUGGUGUGAGCUAGCUAAAAAAAACAAUUUAUCUUACGAGAAAAAUACACGAGGUGUUCCACAAAAACUAGAGUUUCUUUUGCGCGAAUGUUUAUUGAUGCACCGUUGGCAUGAGUUAGCGCAGAUACUAAGUAUUUCUCACCAGGAGUCGACUUGUGAUUUGAAACGUUCUGCGGUGAAAAUUGGCUUUGAACUUCUAUAUUCUAACCCGUUGAAAGACCGAUUGAAUUUUAUCGAGCGAAUGGUGAAGUUAUUCUGCAUGUUCGCUAGAUCGGAGGUAACACACAGCGAUAUCCAACUUGAACAAUUAUGGUAUCAACUGCAAAACAACAGCAUCGAUGAAGCUAUUCAAGAAUUACAAUCUGUUGCUCUUUCUUCAAGACAAAUUGUUUCUGUGUCAAGAAAUGUUACCUACAAUAAGGCACUUUUUCUUGCUUAUCAAGGUCUUAUUUGGUAUCUUAAGUGGCUUGAUACUAGAAAGUCCAAGAUGAAGUCUGAUUCUGCAGAAAUUGAAUCUGGAACCAUUAAUUUUGCUCUUGACUCACAGAUGACUAAAAUGCUCUCAUGCUUUUCAGCAGUUACAGUGAAAGAAAAUAUUGCUGUGAGAGAUAUUUUUAUAAAGGCUGAAAGGCAUGCUCUUGAAAUGAAUGAAAACUUUGAAGCUGUUGAAAAAUUACUCAAAGACUAUUGUUUAUCUAAUCCUGAAAAUCCUAAUUCUCAUAAAUUUUAUUAUGAUUUUCUUUGUCAAACAAAUGCAUGUGAACAGAAAAAGGUCAAAGUCUUGAGGAAUUUUGUAAAGUAUGUUCCUUCUGAUCCAUUGGUGUUAACAUUGUGUGAUAUGAUUUCAGAUAAUUACGGUGAUGUUCUGAAAUAUCUAUUUGAUUUACUGGACUAUAGCUGCUGGAAGACAAUGGUUGAUCCUUGGUCAAGGCUAGCCAAAUUACUGGAGACUCUUACACAAACAUAUGACACUGACACCUUUAGUUCUGAAGUGGAAUCUGUGUGGUCUGAUCGAAAGAGUUGGUGGCCAAGUUAUCAUUUUACCCCUCUGUCUAUAGCAAAAGAAAAUGAAAUUAUUUUAUAUAAAGCUUUAGUUGCCAUCUUCCUCCCAGACAAACAACUUUCUGAAUACAUUAAUAAUGUUAAAUGCUCAGUUAAUCCACAGAAACAGACCAUAAUUUCUGAAGCUGAAGCCACAGUUUUCAAGAAAAUGAAACUUUAAAACUU